UUCAUAGACGUCACCACCACCACCGGAGAGGUUGGAACGGGUAACUGGAAGCACGCAGACACGCGCAGACCAUCAGGGGCGAGACAUGACAUAUUAGCGCGUCAACAACACGAGGACAAGCCGCCGCACUGCGAAGCGCAGGGGUGUCUGUCGCUGCUGCACGGGAAUGUCCAGUGUGCAGCCCUGAGGAGAAAAAAUGAAGCGCAAGAGCGAAAGGAGGCGAGCCGAGUCGAGGAAAAAGCGCUGUGCAGCUCACAGCAGCUCAGAGGCGGAGCCAAACUCUGAUAUUUACAUUGAGAUAACAGAUCAACUGUAUUUUGCCAUACUUCAGCAAAAGAUCAAGAGCACAGCUGAAAGACACUGUUUCUGCAUCGAUGAAGAACUGGCAUAUGAGAACUUCUAUGCGGACUUUGGUCCCCUUAACCUGGCCAUGUUUUAUCGCUUCUGCUGCAAGCUGACAAAGAAGCUCAAGUCCAUUACACUCUCAAGGAGGAAGAUCAUAUUUUAUACAUGUGGAGACCAGAAGAAGCAAGCCAAUGCUGCCUAUCUAAUAGGCUCAUAUGCAGUAAUGCAUCUAAAUAUGUUGCCAGAGGAGGCCUACAGUCUGCUGGUGUCAAGAAAUUCCUCAUAUAUUCCAUUCAGAGAUGCUUCAUUUGGAACCUGCAUGUACAAUCUGAACAUCCUAGACUGUCUUCGUGGUGUGCACAAAGCUUUGCAGUAUGGCUGGCUCGACUUCUCUAACUUUGAUGUGGAAGAAUAUGAGCACUAUGAGAGAGCAGAAAAUGGAGACUUGAACUGGAUCAUUCCAGGAAAGUUCCUUGCAUUCAGUGGGCCGCAUCCAAAAAGCAAAAUAGAGAAUGGGUACCCUUUGCAUGCUCCUGAGGCCUACAUCCCAUACUUCAGGAAGCACAACAUCACUACCAUCAUCAGACUCAACAAGAAGAUGUAUGAUGCCCGACGUUUUACAGACUCUGGGUUUGAACAUCAGGACCUGUUCUUUGUGGAUGGAAGCACACCGAAUGAUUCUAUUGUUAGGAAGUUUCUCAACAUCUGUGAGAACGCUGAAGGAGCCAUUGCAGUCCACUGUAAAGCUGGGCUAGGGAGGACUGGUACUCUGAUUGCCUGCUAUAUGAUGAAACAUUACCGCCUAACUGCAGCAGAGGCCAUCGCUUGGAUACGGAUCUGCCGACCAGGGUCCAUCAUUGGACCUCAGCAGAACUUUGUUGAAGAGAAGCAGAACAGUUUGUGGGCAGAAGGAGAUGUUUUCCGCGAGAAGAUGCUGAAUGAACGUGAGAAUGGUAAGAUGGCUGUAACCAGGAUCCUAUCUGGAGUGGAUGACAUAACCAUCAAUGGGAGCAACAAGAACAGAGGAUCCAAGAAAGAAGAGAUGGAAAUGUACAAUGAUGAAGAGGAGAGAAAUGGCCUUACACAGGGUGAUAAAUUACGAGCUCUUAAGAGCAAGAGGCAGGCCAGAUCAUCCUCGGGUUCACUAUCGCAGGUGGUAGUGUUCUGCUGCAGCCUCAUGGGCACGGUGUGGCCGAUGUGUUGCCUGCCGUUCAAAAGAUAGCAGAGAGAGGCAGAGAAAGAGUGGGGGAGAGGAAAAACAGAGAGAGGAUGUGAGGUUUUGUACGUUGGAGGUAAGUGCACGUCAGUUCCUUUCUAGCCGACAUCCUCUUCCUGUUUAAAAAAAAUAUAUUGGUAAGGCAGCGAAUGGUGUGGCAGAUUUGAAGUUAUCCUUUUUUUUCUCUUCCUUUUCUUUUCUUUUGAUGACUGGUGUGAAGAGGUUAUGCACUUAGUGGAUGCAUUACAUUUACACCCCUUUCAUUAUCUGCCUCAUGGACACACUGAGCUGUUCUGCUUUGAUAUCAAGGCAUAUCUGUGGUAUCCUCCGAGUCACAAUAAAAGCUCUCAAGUUAACAGCACCAAUUAUUCAACCAAUCACGGUUUUAAAUAAGAUCGGGAUUAGUUGAAUUCAAUGUUUUAUUGCUUGGCUUGCACGACUGACUUGGCUCACAUCAAGAUAAAGUCUGAAUCAGGGAAGCUUUGACUUUGUUCUCAUCUGCAGUACGUAAUUCCUCAUUGUUUGGUAAAGUAGUAAACUUGCCAGCUCAUUCAUUAAGCUUUAGGUGUAAAUUGGCAGUAGUUCUUUGGUACUGGACUAAGCUAUGAUUCUGAGUGUUUUGUGAGUUUAAUUAGUGUCUUUGAAUUCUAUUAUUUGGAUAGUAAAAUCCUCCAGAUCCUCAUUAUCACAUAAAGCAUUAGGAAAACAUUAUGGGCUUUUGUGUAGGUAGUUGCACGAAAACAGGGAGUUGAGGCUGAAGGGAGAUUUGCUUGCACUACAGGCCAUAUGCUGCUGCAGGGAAUGCAUUGCUACACAUCUAAUGCUCCAUUUCCAGCUGAGCAUCACCAUCUGGCUCCACUGUUUGGUUUAUUAUGCAACACCAAUAUGCAUGUUACACUCCAGGGACGAUUAGAACGAUGACUGUCAGAAAUUCUUCACCUUUUCUGCCUCUUCACGCAUGGCAACAGGCAUGAAAUCCUUGGACAUGCACGCAUGCACAUGCCUCUGUGUUUGUGUCUAACAUGUACUUAAUGCUGGGCUGGGAUCAUUGUCAGUUGCCUGUUGUUUUUCCAUUGCUCUUGUGACUGGAUCAGUGUAUGCGUACCAUCUGAGCUUUGUUUACUCUUGCAGGAGUCCAUCUCUGCCAGCUUCUAUUAAAAGUGUGGGACAGAGUUUAGAAAUGGGUGCUUAAUUCUUGUAGGAUCUGACUAGUUUUUAGAUGUUUCUGUUAAACAGAGCCCAUCUCCUUCAUUGGCCGGCUUAUAUCAAUCACUACAAUUUCAGUACCAGGGAUACUGUGAUCUAUUUAAUGUCUAUAAAUGCUGCGUGUUUUUUUUUUUUUUUUUUUUUUCCUAGAAUCAUGUUUUAUUUUCAAUUAAUUUUGAGGAGCUUACAAUACAAAAAAACUCCUAUAUUUAUUAUAAAUAUGUAGAAAUUAAGUAAAAUAAAGUUGUUGUGUUUUGUUUUUUUCCCCCUCAAGUCAGUUAAACUACUUUAAACUUCCUACAUUAGUUGGGUUCUUUAUGGCUGACUGCUUACACAACAGAGCAAGUGAUGAACAAAAAUUUGCUGUCUGGCACUGUUGGAUGCAAGGCUCUACAAAAGGUGAUUCAUCUAAUCCAGUCCCAGUGGAAAAGCACAACAUCAGAGGCUUUAUGUCCUGCCCAGACGUCUCUUGUCUCUCCUUCCUUUUUUUCCCCUUUUUUUCCGUUUGCUCUUGUUGUUGGAUUUGUCCUCC
Molecule: messenger RNA, 3299 nt
Organism: Oreochromis aureus
Lineage: Eukaryota; Metazoa; Chordata; Actinopteri; Cichliformes; Cichlidae
Gene: cdc14b
Product: cell division cycle 14B
Exons: 12
Coding region: 197-1567 (456 amino acids)
Biological process (GO): microtubule cytoskeleton organization; positive regulation of cytokinesis; cilium assembly
Cellular component (GO): mitotic spindle; spindle pole; centrosome
Molecular function (GO): protein tyrosine/serine/threonine phosphatase activity; protein serine/threonine phosphatase activity
Source: RefSeq, a predicted model, not a curated record